Molecule: messenger RNA, 2689 nt
Organism: Ananas comosus (pineapple)
Lineage: Eukaryota; Viridiplantae; Streptophyta; Magnoliopsida; Poales; Bromeliaceae
Product: protein NEDD1
Exons: 11
Coding region: 186-2516 (776 amino acids)
Biological process (GO): regulation of mitotic spindle organization; regulation of phragmoplast microtubule organization; positive regulation of cytokinesis
Cellular component (GO): kinetochore microtubule
Molecular function (GO): gamma-tubulin complex binding; protein binding
Source: RefSeq, a predicted model, not a curated record
AGAAUCCACAAAGGGCAUUUGCUCUCUCCUGUACCGGCCACGAUCGAGCUCCCCCUUCGUUCUCACUCGCUCAGAUCCCACACAACAGGCGACGUACCAAAACCCUAACCCUCCACCCAAAACCCUAAAAGCGAACCUCCGAUCGAUCCCAAUAAAGGGUUUUUUUUGUCUUUUGAUGCGAGAGCAUGGGGUUCGUGGAUCCGAUGUCUCCGCUUCUCGCCACCUGCGGCGGCGACACCGUGAAGCUGUUUGAUGUUACGGUGGACUCGGGCGAUCCGUGCGUGCUCAGCUACUCCCCAUCCCCUGGAUCCCAAGUGAACUCGGUGAAGUGGAAUCAUACAAAUUUGGUAGUUGCAAGUGCUGGAGAUGAUAAGAAGAUUUCUCUCUGGCAUAAAAAAGGUCAAAAUAUGGGAGUGGUACCUCUUGCAGGUUCCGAUCUUGGAGAUGACAUAGAGGAGUCUAUAGUUGCUGUCAGCUUUAGCAAUAAGGGUUCCAGGUACCUUUGCUCAGGUGGAAGUGGCCAUAUCGUUAGGAUAUGGGAUUUACAGAGGAAACGCUGCAUCAAAUGGCUUAGUGGUCACACUGAUACAAUUACUGGUGUUAUGUAUAAUUGUAAGGAUGAGCAUUUAGCAUCUAUCAGUGUAAAAGGUGAUCUUAUUCUUCACAACCUUGCUUCUGGAGCACGUGCUGCUGAACUCAAAGAUCCAAACGGGCAGGUUUUAAGAGUGCUUGAUUAUUCUCGACUUAGCCGGCACGUUUUGGUGACAGCAGGUGAUGAUGGUUCUAUACAUCUCUGGGAUACAACUGCUAGGGCUCCGAAGGUUUCCUGGCUGAAGCAGCAUUCUGCACCUACAACUGGUGUUUGCUUCUCACCCUCCAGUGACAAGAUAAUUGCUAGUGUUGGCCUUGACAAAAAGUUGUAUAUGUUUGAUUCCGGGACGAGAAGGUCCACACAUUGCAUUCCUUAUGAGGCACCUUUCUCAUCAUUAGUUUAUAAUGAUGAUGGCAAUAUACUUACUGCUGGAACAAAUAGUGGGCGUGUGGUAUUCUAUGAUGUUCGUGGGAAGCCUCAACCUUUAACUGUUCUUCGUGCAUAUAGUAGCUCAGAGGCUGUUGCAAGCUUAUGUUGGCAAAGGUCGAAGCCCGUCAUUGUAAACGAGAACAAUUGUACUGCUGAAGUUGCUCUUCUUGGAGGCACCAGCGAAGAAUCAGUUCUAAUGCCAGACCCAUUACCUUCUUUAUCAUCCUCAAGCUUGUCAUCUGCAACAACAGUAUCUAGUUUCCGCUCCUCUUUAACAGCAAGCACGAGCGGCGCAUCGGUAUCAAACACUUCGAAUUUUUCUACUGUUGAAGAAACUCCACAUAGAAGCCGUUUACUCACUGGAGGAAAUUUAUCGAGGCUGCAAGCGCCUCGGGGUUGUUAUAAUUUAAAGGAUGAUAUGGAUGUUUUUUCUCCGUUAGUUGAUGUUCAGCCAAUCACCCCGUCUCUUGGUAAUUGGUGGGAUGAACAUGAUGAAGCUAAAAAAGAUAGUGCGCUCGCUGAUAAGAAGUCUACACUGUUUUCGACUUCAACAAGGAAAUUCGCCUUUAAUGAUGGCAAUAUUGAUGGGCAUCCAAUAUCUGAUUGGAGAUCCAGUUCAAACUCUAAGCAGGAUGACACGCAGUCUUUAUCCAACCCUGUUCUGUCGAUAAAAAAUGAGUCAUCUCUCUCUCCAACUCCCGAUAAACUAAUUCAUCACCGUCAACAAACCUCACUAUCACGCUUUGUGCCUUCGACAUCAAUAGUCAGUGGGUCCACGUUCGCAGGAUUACAAGAUUCAUCUUCCUCCACUAGUAACCCAGUAAAGAGCUCUUUAUCUAACCCUAGCAUUGGUUCUAUGAACCUGCAGAAUAAACCCCUCUCAAACAAUACAAACUCGUCAGCAUUCUUGGAUUCUUUGUCGGCUUACAACCUAACCGCAGUUUCCACAACCUCAGAGACAAAGUCUAGACCGUCAACAGCUAAUACUGAGAUACCAGGAUCAGCGGCAUCGACUCUGCCAUGGAAAUAUUCGACUUAUGCUGAGAGAAUAAGCACCAGUUCUGCUUUCAGUGAAGGAAUGGCUUCAGCAAUAGGUUCACCGAAAUUGAAGAAAACAGGAGCAGAAACUAGAGAAGAGCUUCUGAAUAGCUUGUUAUCAAGGCAAGAAGCAGCUAGUUCUUCUGCGACGGGGGGCACCUUGGGAGUCGCAGCUCAACCAUCACGAACCGUAAGUCCACCAACAGAUCAACAGCAUGCGACUUCUUCAUUUUCGCUUCAGCUUGUCCAGCGCACUCUCGAAGAAACUUUGGGAUCCGUUCAGAAGUCCAUCCACGAAGACGUGAGGAAUCUCCACAUCGAGCUGCUAAGACAAUUCCACAUGCAGGAGAUGGAGAUGUCGAGUUUGCUUGCCGCAGUCCUGGAGAAGCAGGACGCGCUGAUGAAAGAAGUGCAAAUGCUGAGAAAGGAGAACCAGCAACUCCGCCAGUUACUAUGAUUCUUCAUCUUUCUUUCUUUCUUUUUUUUACGUUUUUUUGCUUUUUCAGAGGAAGCUUCUCCUGCUUGUAUCGAGUGUGUUUUGGCCUCUGCAGUUGUGAGAAAAAUCUCAGAGGCUGUAUUAACUUCUCAUUGCCCUCUUAUCUAUUGAAGAUAAAAAAAUUUGUUCAUUCA